GCAACCGGUCAGCUGCGCCGUAUUACAAGACUUCCUGGUCUGAGACUGUGAUCGAUGCAGUCUCCGUGAUAAAUGAUCGUAAAUGCGGGACGGUUUUCGUGCGCACGAACGUAGAUUUCAGUAUUAAAUCUCCGGUUGACCCGCAGCAGCGAACAUGAACACGGAGAAGGACUUCUCGCCGCUGACGCCCAACAUCGUGAGGGCGCUGAAUGACAAACUGUACGAGAAGAGGAAAGUCGCAGCUCUAGAGAUUGAGAAGCUGGUGCGGGAGUUUGUGGCUCAGAAUAACUCCACUCAGAUCAGACAUGUCAUCCAGAUCCUGGCCUCGGAGUUUGCUCUCUCCCAGCACCCCCACAGCCGGAAGGGGGGUCUCAUCGGACUGGCAGCUUGCUCCAUCGCCCUCGGUAAGGACUCGGGUCUGUAUCUGAAGGAGCUCAUUGAGCCUGUACUCACGUGUUUUAAUGACUCAGACAGUCGUUUGCGCUACUAUGCGUGUGAAGCCCUCUAUAACAUAGUGAAGGUGGCCAGGGGAGCCGUGCUGCCCCACUUCAACCUGCUCUUUGAUGGACUCAGCAAGCUGGCAGCAGAUCCAGACCCCAAUGUGAAAAGUGGGUCUGAGCUCCUGGACAGACUGCUGAAAGACAUUGUGACGGAGAGUAACAAGUUCGACUUGGUGGCGUUUGUCCCCCUGCUCAGAGAGAGAAUCUACUCCAAUAACCAGUAUGCUCGCCAGUUCAUCAUUUCCUGGAUCCAUGUUCUGGAGUCUGUGCCGGACAUCAACCUGCUGGACUACCUCCCUGAGAUCCUGGACGGGCUCUUCCAGAUCCUGGGAGACAACAGCAAGGAGAUCCGCAGGAUGUGUGAGGUGGUGCUGGGCGAGUUUCUGAAGGAGAUAAAGAAAACCCCCUCCAGCGUGAAAUUUGCGGAGAUGGCCAACAUCCUUGUCAUCCACUGCCAGGUAGCAGACGAAACAAAGCUCACAAACGACCUGAUCCAGCUGACGGCUAUGACCUGGAUGAGGGAGUUUAUCCAGCUCGCAGGUAGAGUGAUGCUCCCGUACUCCUCCGGCAUCCUCACCGCGGUGCUGCCUUGCCUCUCCUACGAUGACAGAAAGAAGAACACCAAAGAAGCGGCCAGUGCCUGUAAUCACAGUCUGAUGAAGCUGGUGACUCCUGAGGACGAUGAGGAGGAGGAGGAGGAGAAAAGUGGAAGCACGGAGUCGCCGUCGAGAGAAGACGGCCAGCCAAAGUCGGAGGCAGACGGCAAUGAUAUGCUGAAUGCGUCACAAGAAUCUGUUGGUCUCAGUAAUAUCAGCUUCUUCACGCCAACGAGUGUUGACAGGCCUCUGGUCACUCUGGACCUGGAUGGUAUUGUUCAGGUGUUGGACCGGCACCUCCACGACUCCUCCACUGGCAUGAUGACCCGCAUAGCCGUGCUGAAAUGGGUUUACCACCUCUACAUCAAGACACCGCGCAAAAUGUUCCGCCACACGGACAGCCUGUUUCCCAUGCUGCUGAAAACACUAUCUGACGAGUCCGAUGAGGUGAUACUGAAAGAUCUGGAGGUGUUGGCUGAGAUAGCGUCAUCUCCUGCCGGCCAGACGGACCAAGUCGGCUCCUGCGACAGCACUGACCACAAACUGGAGCUCAAGGUCCCAGAGAGCGCCAAGCUGGGACAGCAGCCCAGCACAGGCUCCAAAGCAGUGGACUCGUCCCCCUCCACUCCCAGUAUGAACUCCUACUUUUACAAGUUCAUGAUCAACCUGCUGAAACGCUUCAGUCUGGAGAGGAAGCUUCUGGAGAACAGAGGAGCUUUCAUCAUCCGGCAGCUCUGUCUGUUGCUUCAUGCCGAGAACAUCUUUCAUUCCAUGGCUGACAUCUUGCUGAAGGAGGAGGACCUCAAAUUUGCCUCCACCAUGGUCCAGACUCUCAACACCAUCCUGCUCACGUCGGCUGAGCUCUUCCAGUUACGCAACCAGCUGAAGGACCUGCGCACUCAGGAGAGCUGCACUUUGUUUUGCUGCCUGUAUCGUUCCUGGUGCCACAACCCUGUGGCCACCGUGUCACUCUGCUUCCUCACGCAGAACUACAAGCACGCCUACGAUCUCAUCCAGAAGUUUGGAGACCUGGAGGUGACGGUAGACUUCCUGAUGGAGGUUGACAAGCUGGUCCAGCUCAUCGAGAGCCCCAUUUUCACCUACCUGCGCCUGCAGCUCCUGGACGUGGAGAACAACCCUUACCUGAUAAAGGCACUGUAUGGCCUGCUGAUGCUGCUGCCACAGAGCCAGGCCUUCCAGCUGCUCUCCCACCGCUUGCGGUGCGUCCCCAACCCAGAGCUCAUGAGGACAGUUGAUGAAUCCAAGUAUAUGGACUCUAAACUGCAAGUGGCCUCCAAACGUGCCACUCACACUCAGAUGGAUUACACUGAGCUGCUCCAGCACUUUGACCGCGUUCAGAGCAAACACCUGGAGGUCCGACACCAGCGCUCUGGACGUGCCUCUGACCACCCCGACAGGAAGCUGAUGUGAGGUCAUUGUGCCAUAUCUGACCCCGAGGGACAGCAGCAGGCAAGAGAAAAAUGUUACUGGCAAGAGCAGUAUAGUAUAAAGUUGUACUGGAAAUGAUUAUUAAGAUGCUAUUGAAUCCAAAAAGUGUUAAGUGUGAUUAAAACCUGUCUCAUAAGAGAAGCACUGGGUACACAAUGUCAAAAACAACUCAUGUUUGUACUUAUAUGUAUGUAUUUCUUUGCCAAUAAUGAGGAGAAUAUUCUGUAACAUAUGAAAAAGAACAUUUUAAACAGGUUUAACACACGUCACACUGCACAGACCACUCAAAGUUAUUAAUUUCCUGAAAGAUUUGAAGGAUGUACAUAAAAUCUCAUGCAUCAUAAAUUGUCGUGGUGAUAAUACGGUCAUAUCCCGAGUUUUCAUGAUUCACUAUCAGCAGUUAAGAUUUGUUCCAGGCAAGUGAAAUGGUCACAGCACCUCAAGUGGAUCUGAUUUGCAUUUCACUGUUAAUACUUCUGUCAUUCAGUGUCCAUGUGAAACACAGUACUUUCACGGUGUAUCCGGUCGAGCAGCACGGAUAGCGCAUGCGUUCAGGGAUUGCCUUAAUAUCUCGUCAGCCAGUAAAACAAAUCUCACAUGUAGAUUAUCGAGCCAGCUCAAGUGAGAGUUCAAACUUUGGAAGCCAUGGAUGACUGAACUGUGGCACAGAUUGUGGGCUCAUGUUGUUGUGUCACCUCUUGUUUCUCAGAAAGUUUACCAUACUUUUAAUUGUAUUUCUUUCUUUUCUUCAAAAUGUGUGUAUUUCUUUGCACGGUGUCCAUUUGUCUUAAAAAAAAAAGAUUCACUCUUUGUCAUUCCUCUGUGAAAAUCAAUAAAGUGGACCAUGUGAUCAAAAACAUUCUUUUUAUUUUAUACAUA
Molecule: messenger RNA, 3424 nt
Organism: Acanthopagrus latus (yellowfin seabream)
Lineage: Eukaryota; Metazoa; Chordata; Actinopteri; Spariformes; Sparidae
Gene: vac14
Product: vac14 homolog (S. cerevisiae)
Exons: 1
Coding region: 155-2527 (790 amino acids)
Biological process (GO): positive regulation of kinase activity; phosphatidylinositol biosynthetic process
Cellular component (GO): endosome membrane; PAS complex
Source: RefSeq, a predicted model, not a curated record